Messenger RNA from Periophthalmus magnuspinnatus, 3015 nucleotides. Its product is annotated as butyrophilin-like protein 2. Lineage: Eukaryota; Metazoa; Chordata; Actinopteri; Gobiiformes; Gobiidae. Gene Ontology annotation, cellular component: external side of plasma membrane. The record is from RefSeq and is a predicted model, not a curated record. Gene Ontology annotation, biological process: T cell costimulation; immune response; negative regulation of T cell proliferation. Bases 148 to 1713 code for a protein of 521 amino acids. The transcript has 7 exons.
AGAACAACUCUCCAACUUCAUCAAACUUACUCUUCAACCGUAGAUCCUGACCAUCGAGGAAAUGCCACAUCAGGAAUGACAUUUGAUUCCGUGAUAUAAAGAGGAAUUGGUCAAAUUUACUCAGCAGUGACUCAUCAGAGGACGACCAUGAAUCCAGGGAAUAAACUCGGACUUUUCCUGCCCCUGAUGCUCCUGAUGUGGACCAGAGGACAGACCCCCACUACAGAGACUAAGGAAGUUUGCUCUGGGAGAGACGUGGUCCUGUCCUGCUCCGCUCCUCCAGACACUGACCUCAACGAUGUGAUUCUGGAAUGGACCCGAUCUGACCUGGAAAAAAAGGACGUCUUCAUGUUCCGAGACAGAAAGCCAUACCUGUACUAUCAGCACCAUCAGUUCAAAGGUCGCAUAGAGGUCAAAGACCCCUCCUUCAAGAGUGGAGACCUGUCAAUCAUCCUGAAAAACACCACUCUGCAGGACAGUGGGCUGUACAGGUGUCACCUCAUCAACCUGUCAAACAUCACAGAACAGUCUGUGUUAGAACCAAUAAAAGUCAUUAACCUCAAAGUGCUCGGGCCAGAGACUCUGGAAGUUUACUCCAGGACAGACGUGGUCCUGUCCUGCUCCGCUCCUCCAGACACUGACCUGGAGGAAGUGAUUCUGGAAUGGACCCGAUCUGACCUGAAAAAAAAGGAUGUCUUCAUGUUCCGAGACAGAAAGCCAUACCUGUACUAUCAGCACCAUCAGUUCAAAGGUCGCACAGAGCUCAAAGACCCCUCCCUCCAGAGUGGAGACCUGUCAAUCAUCCUGAGAAACACCACUCUGCAGGACAGUGGGGAGUACGGGUGUCACUUCAAGAGCCUGUCACACGUCAAGAAACGCUCUGUGUACAACAUACCACCAAUAAAAGUCAUUAACCUCAAAGUGCUCGGGCCAGAGACUCUGGAAGUUUACUCUGGGAGAGACGUGGUCCUGUCCAGCUCCGCUCCUCCAGACACUGACCUCAGGAAUGUGAUUCUGGAAUGGACCCGAUCUGACCUGGAAAACAGUUAUGUCUUCAUGUUCCGAAACAGACGGCCCUUACUGUCCUAUCAGGACCCUCAGUUCACAGAUCGCAUAGAGCUCACAGACCCCUCCCUCCAGAGUGGAGACCUGUCAAUCAUCCUAAAAAACACCACUCUGCAGGACAGUGGGGAGUACGGGUGUCUCUUCAAGAGCCUGUCACGCGUCAAGAAACGCUCUGUGCUCAAAACACCACCAAUAAAAGUCGUUAACCUCAAAGUGCUCGAGCCUGAGAGGAUCCAGGCACGUCCUGGACAAGACGUGGUCCUAAAGAUGGCGCCCGUGGACUUCAAUGUGACGUCCUUCAUGUGGAAACGCCCAGAGGAUCAGGAGCACUUUGUGUUUCUCCACGGCAUGGGCCACCCGGACCACCAACACCCCCAGUACAAAGACCGGGUCGAGCUUGAGAACCAAAACCAGACCCCAGACCAGAUCACAGACCUGUCCGUGAUCCUGCGCAGAGUCCAGCCCACAGACAGUGGAACCUACAACGGCUACAUCGUCCAAUCACAGCAGCUCAGGAAGAGAAACGUCCACCAAUCAGAGCCCGACAAAGUGAUCAUCUUGGAGGUGACAGGUGGAGGUUGCAGGUUCGAGGCUGGAUUUGGUUUUGUGGCCUCUGUCUUCAUCUCGUUGAUAUUUAGGUUUUUUUAGAGAGAAAACACGUCAUUUCUUUAUUUGAUUUUUAAAUGAGAAUUUAAAAUUCAAACCCUCCUUACAGUUUAGCUGUAAGAUUUGUCCAAAGCUCCGCUCACAAGCCUACGUCACCCACAAGCCUACGUCACCCACAAGCCUACGUCACCCAUGCUCCCACAUGACAAUUCUCCAUAAAUAUACAAAAACAUAAGACAAAACUGUACACAGCAGCAUGACAAACCUGUUGUGCUGUGCAGGACUAACUACACUGAAACUGAAACAGGUCACUAGAUGGAAAACAGUGGGAGGUGUAAGAGACACGAGGAGCAGUCUGCUUCAUCCAUGAUGGUCAGAUCGUUCUGCCGUACUGAGUGGUGGAUCAAAAGGUGCAGACUCGCGAUUCAAAAACUGAACAGUUUAUUACAAAGAAAAUUACAAAACCCGGUUGUAGGAAGCUGGGUCGGAGGCUGAGGUGAGUCUAAAAACAGGAGGAGCUGGUGGAUAAACUGGAGGAAAACCUGAGGAUCCAGCAGCGUGUGUAGAAAUGAGCAGGAUCUUUGUCCUCCAGAGGGUGUAGCUUGAUUGCUGAUUGGCUGUAGGUGAGUAGUGGGUGGAGCCAGAUUCUCAGCUCCAGACACAGAAGGGAGGGGGGAGACAGCACAGAAACACAGGGAAAAACUGGAAUCCUCACACUUCUGUCAUAAGAGUAAAAGAGCCAGACUUUUGAAUGGCUCUUUGUACAGACCCAAAAGAUUCAGAUCCCAUAAAAGAGCCAAAAGUCCCAUCACCAGUGGAGUCAGAGCAUCAAAAAUGAAAGUGAAACAUGUUACUGUGUUGUUUUGGGUGAAUGUAGCAUUUUUUAAAACAGUAAAAGGAAACACAGUGACCUAAAUAUGUCACGUGUUACAGUUAAUACCCCACAGAAGUAAAUACACAAUAGAACCAGUAAGUACUUCGCACAUGUGUCCUGUGGCUCAGAGACUUUAAAGCAAAUCAUUAUUCAAAUGUUUUAUCAAAAUGAUUAAAAUGUCACAUAUGAGGACAUUUGAUUUACAUAAGUUUUUCUCAGAAACUACAUAAUGUAAAAAGAUAAUUCUUUGUAUUUACACUUAUCAGGUCCCAGUCAGCCCAAAUAACAAAGCGAAAUUAAUAAAGCCUGUCAUGCAAGAGCUCGGGUCUCAGGAGGUUAAUGUUACUUUGAUGAUUAUUUAUAUGUUUUGAUUUGUUGUAUUGUAAUUUUAAUAUAUUUCUUAUUCUGUAAAGCACUUUGAAUUACUUUUGUGUACAGAUAAGCUUGGCAAGGAAUGGCUUGUGUGUGUG